AUGCGGGCGCACGGCGUCUCGGAGCCCGAGAUCUCGGGCGUGCUCGGCGCGCUGAUGGCCGUGUUGCACCUGGGCAACGUUGCCUUCGCCGCGCCGCCGGGCAACUCCGAGGGGUCCGAGGCCGUGCGGCGGGGCGCCUCCAUGGCCUCGCUAGCGCACGCGUGCCGACUGCUGGGGGUGGAGCCGGCGAGGCUCGAGGGCGCGCUGUGCCGGCAGACGCGGAGGGUGCCAGGCCGCGACGGGGGCACGAUCACGAGCCCGCUGCCCGUCGCGAAGGCCUCCGACAGCCGGGACGCCCUGGCGCGCCACCUGUACGGCGCGGUCUUCGGCUUCCUGGUGCGGCGCCUCAACGAGGCCGUCCGCGCCGCGGAGGCGGGGGGCGCGGCGGGCGACGAAGGCGAGCCAGAAUCCUGCCAGUCCUCCUUCAUAGGCCUCCUGGACAUCUUCGGGUUCGAGUUUUUCGAGACCAACUCGUUCGAGCAACUCUGCAUCAACUUCACCAACGAGUUGCUGCAGCAGUAUCCACAGCGCUUCGCGGCACCACGUCCAGACCAACAUUAUGGCAGGGACCCUCGUGGGCCUUUCAGCAAGAUCAUGCCAGUGUAUGUGCGAGCGCGACAGGUCUUACAGCUCAAGACAUCAACUUCAGCAAAGGAGCCUGUUCUGGGGAAACCUAUCGAUACCCCCAAAAAGUUUCAAAAACACUACCUGAGCCCAUUUCACAUAGCCCAUGCAAAAAUAUAG
Molecule: messenger RNA, 744 nt
Organism: Prorocentrum cordatum
Lineage: Eukaryota; Dinophyceae; Prorocentrales; Prorocentraceae
Source: the annotation of a GenBank genome assembly